AUUCGAUUGCAUACUUAAAUGCUCUACAUUUUCUAUGCUUAUUUUUCAAGUACUUCCGUUUUUGCUGGAAAUUCCAGACGUAACGUAGUUAGAUAAUCCAGUACGUUGUAAAGUAAGUUGCUAGGCAACGCUCGGUCGCAAAGCUGAAUUUCCGAUUGUAUUUAUUCCGCAGUUUGUUGAAUUAUCUUCACGACAAAAGCAGAGUCAUAGAUUAGAUGGUUCAAGUACCCCAUGAUAAACACCUGUAAAUAAGCUACGCCCCACGUCACUUCGCAAACCAGAUUUUUAAGGCUUUUCCAUUCUAUGACUGACAAAAGUAACAGUUUCGUUCAGUAGCUUCCGCAGAUUUAUUGUGAUUACCCCACAUUCCAAUUCCCGCGGUUUACCACCAUUGUAAACCGUUCCUGUGCGCCGAAAACACCGCACCGAUAUAGUACGUGACACAAGUUAUAAUAUGAGUGCGCCUGUUUAACACUACCGUCGGAUUACGACAGCGAAUCGUCCGAUCGGGAAUCCUUAAUUUAAUCAUGUGCCAGUUACACCGAGAAAUGACGUCUACCAAUUGAAAAUUUUAGUGAAACUUUGAAGAGUUUUUUAAGCUUUCUUGUGGAACGUAGGCUACGUCGUCAACACCCACUUUUUUAAAGUAUGGAAAAAUUUGCUGUGGAUCUAGAUAAGGUCUUGGAUGACUUUGAAUUACAAGAGGACCAGGCAGAACAGUUUGUUAAGAAUGGUGAAAAACAUGAUUGCUUGGAAACUGAAGAAUCUCGGGAAAAUUUUCCUGGAUUAUUAGAUUUUAUAACAACAGAACCACUUGCUGAUUCUGCCAAUCAUCAAAAGGAAUUUCCCCAGUUCUCAAACCUUGUGGGUUGUGAAGACAUCGAAUCCAAAUCUCCUUCUUCAGAUGCCCCACAAUUAAAACAGACUGAAACAUCUGACUGCCUAAUAAAAAAUGAACUUCUGGAUUUAAAAUCUAGUGUGGAUGAAACCACCAAUGAACAUUCCAACCUGAAUGAGCUACUUCUUGAUUUAAGUGAAGCCUUGGACAGUGUUCUUGUCACAGAAAAAUCUGUUAAUUUGGAGAUUGAAAGUUCUUCUUUGCUGGAUCAGUCAUUCACAGAGGAUGCUGUGGCUCAACCAUUGUUAUCUAACAUUAUAAAAGAACAAGCCUUUAAUCCAUCUCAUCCUGAUGCUUUAACAGAUGAUGAACUUGAAAGCUAUCUUGCCGAGUUGGAAAAAGAAGAUGAAGGGGAAAUAUCACAGCCCACACUUAAGGCAAAAUUAGGUAGUGAAGAAGAAAGUAAUCAUAUACCGAAUUGUUCAUUGGGAAUACUUGAAGCUGACAAAGAAAUUGAAUGUUCCAAUAUUGGUGAUGUCAAUGAAAAAACACUUAUGGUUCUGCCUUUGGCAGAAGAAGAGGAAAGUGUACCACUAUCUGACAGUGAAGUAACAUCAACAGAGGAAUCAAACAGCUCAUCCUUUAGUGAUUCAGAUUCUUCAGAUGCACAUCCUAAUUUGCAUGAAGACUCAUUCAGCACUGAAGAAGAAAUGCCUCAGUUGAUAGACGAUCCUUGUUUAUUAAACACUGAAAAUGUCGUCGAAACUGUGCUGCCCCAGAUCAUGGUGGAUCAAAUAGUCGAUGGCGGUGAAUCGAAUCCUUCUCACAUACCAGAGGGCAACCUUGAUAAGUCGUCGUCUUGUGAAGUGAAUGAACCAGCAGGUGGGGUAGUUAUGGAAGAUAUAACUGCGCCGCCGUUAGAUGUUAAUACGGAAAACAACGUGACGUCUGUGAUGUCGGAAUUCUCACAUGAAGACAAUGCACCUUUAGAGCCUUACAGCAGCUUGACUGAAGAUGAACGUCUACUUGGAGUACUGAAGCCUGUUUGGAUUCCCGAUGAAGAAGCUCCUCAAUGCAUGAAUUGCAGUCAGCGGUUUACAGUCAUUAGGCGACGACACCAUUGCCGUGCAUGCGGAAGAGUCCUCUGCAAUAAUUGCUGUUCCUCACGUGCUCGUCUUGAGUAUAUGGAAAGCACUGAGACUCGGGUAUGUUUACCAUGUCUUCAAGUCCUUAGAAAAGUUGAGGCAUACAAAAAAUGGGGUAGCGUGACCGAGUCCCAAACAUCAACUAAUACAGUGGAUAGUGGUAGUCAGAGUAGUUUUGACUCUACUCCCACGUCUAGUCCAUCCCCACAUCUUCCUAAUCCUGUUGCCAGAGUCAAUGUCAAUAAUCCUGCUGAGUACUGCUCCACUGUUCCACCUGCACUCCAAAUCGCAGCUGCUGCUGCACUGCCGACUCCAACUGUGAUGGUCCCAGUUGGAGUCUUGAAGAAAGAAGGAACUCCUUCACAUCCACGAACGAAAAGCGAACCCAAGCAGGUAAUUUUUAGUGAUGGAAUUCGACCUGGAGGCGACUUGGCUGAAUUAGAUGCAUGGCGUGCCCCAGCAGCUGAUUCUCAGUCUGGUAUUCAUCGGUCGGUGUCGCGUCGAAUCCCCAAAAAAGUAUCUAUUACCACACCCACGCCAGAAAACAGUACUCCUGAAGCGAGUAAAAACCAACAGAUGAUAAAGCUCGUCCCUUCUCUACCUCCAGUUGUUAACGGACCGGAAUCAAUCGAGCAGUUACAAUGUGCGUUAGCCGAUCCCGUUGCUCCUUCAGUGGUCUUUGCUAUGCAGCCUAGUCAGCCUGGAGUUGAUAGACACUUACUAUUGGUGCGAGUAAAACUACUCCAACUUGAUUGUUGUGUUCGAAGGAAAUGCUGGUCAUUUACUACAUGUGGAAUGCGAUGGGUGGCCCAAGACGAAAUAGUAAUUCUACUAGAACAGCAGUCCGACGCUUCCACAGAAAAUAGCGUCAUGGACGAAUUGUUGCCUCCUGAAGAUAUAUUUUACCACCUUCUUUCCAUUUACGAAGAGGCUAUGAACAAACAUCACGUUAUCAUCAAUCUAGGUCAUACAGUCACUCCUGGAACAUUUCUCGGUUCAACCGAGCAUGGUGGUUUCUUGUUCUUCCGUACAACUUUUCAAUGUGUACAGCAACUACCCUUACCACCUCCUCCUUAUCUGGUUGGAGUGCUACUACAACGUUGGGAGAUUCCUUGGGCUAAAGUGUUUCCACUGCGCCUUCUAUUACGACUGGGUGCCGAAUUUCGUUAUUAUCCUUGCCCGCUGUUUAGUGUCCGCAAACGCAAGUCAGUUUUUGGCGAAGUUGGACAUACUAUCGUCAACCUUUUAGCUGACAUGAGGAAUUUUAGCUACAGUUUACCGGCAGUCGCAGGGCUUGUCGUACAUAUGGAAGAAAAAGAAACUAACAUUUUGCUGCCCAAAUCGCGUUAUCAGCAAGUGUGCAAAGCAUUGGCCCAAUCGAAUGAUCACGUCAUUUCACUUGCGGCUUCGUUUAGUCCACAAGCGGAUGCCCACCUGGUCUGUCUUCAGUUGGAUGACGGAUCUUACCAGACUCAAGCUAUUAACAUACAUACACGGCCACGAAAAGUUACGGGUGCAAGUUUCUUAGUCCUAAAUGGCGCCUUGAAAAGCUCCAGUGGCCUUAGUGGUCGUUCUUCAAUCGUCGAAGAUGGAGUGAUGGUGCAACUUCUUCCUGACAUGCUAAGUAAUUUAAAACAGGCACUUAUUCGGAUGGAAAAUUAUACUAUCCAAUGUGGAAAAAUAAUCAACGAACAACCGGAAGAGACGGUUACGCUUAAGUGGGUGGAUCAGGAACCUUCUCCUGUCAAUUCGGGAGUCCAAUCACCAAUCGAUAGUCGAAGCUUUACCGGGAUAUCGUCGAUCCGUGUCAUGCAGCCACGUGAUUUUAAGGGCGAGGGGCAAAGACUAUUGCGUUGGACGGAACUGUUCAUUAUUAAAACUGAGGAUAGUGCGCACUCAUCUUCGAACAGAAUAGAGGAUAACGGAGACAUAACACGUUUUGCUGAAACUGUCGCUAAGGCAGCGUCAAUAGCUCUGGCUGCCAAGCUCGCCAGCCUAGAUCCUCAUACUUUAAUUGGGCUACGUGUUUCACUGGAUGGAGAUUCGGUGGAAUAUCAAGCCGGAGCUGGUCAUGCUCCCCUUCCUAAUACGUGUGUCGAGGAACUGGACUCAUCGCUUAUACCAAUCUUGCAUCGAGAAUCUUCAGGACAAGGUGUUCCGUGUGUAGUGGAACUUUGGUUUCAAGUUGUUCAUCCGUAAAUGGCGAUAGCGAUCGCCGAUACUGAUGCAACAGCUAUAAUUGAAAUGUGAUGGCUUUGUAAUAUUUGUAUAACAAUCAAGUAGUGGGUCUUCUUGCUGCUGCUACCCAACAAGUUUUGUUACUCUGUUGUUAUCACGAAAGGUUCUAUAUACUGGUUGCCAUUCCCCAUUUCCUUAUCUUUUGAGAGAAAACAUUUUCCCUCGUCUAAAUACCAAUAAACUACGUUUAGUCAUCUUA
Molecule: messenger RNA, 4420 nt
Organism: Daphnia magna
Lineage: Eukaryota; Metazoa; Arthropoda; Branchiopoda; Diplostraca; Daphniidae
Gene: Sara
Product: zinc finger FYVE domain-containing protein 9
Exons: 8
Coding region: 649-4182 (1177 amino acids)
Biological process (GO): endosomal transport
Cellular component (GO): early endosome membrane
Molecular function (GO): metal ion binding
Source: RefSeq, a predicted model, not a curated record